This is a messenger RNA of Vitis riparia (riverbank grape), 1992 nucleotides long. RefSeq names its product serine/threonine-protein kinase BSK1. The transcript is spliced from 9 exons. Bases 187 to 1710 code for a protein of 507 amino acids. Gene Ontology annotation, biological process: brassinosteroid mediated signaling pathway; protein phosphorylation. Gene Ontology annotation, molecular function: protein binding; ATP binding; protein kinase activity. Lineage: Eukaryota; Viridiplantae; Streptophyta; Magnoliopsida; Vitales; Vitaceae. The record is from RefSeq and is a predicted model, not a curated record.
GAAAUGAAGAUAAAGUGUUGUGGAUGUUUUUCAAAGGCAAUUUGGUGAUGAAAACGCUGUUGGAAAAGUAAAAGUGGAGAAAGCAACUGAAGAAGAAGUAGAAGACGACACCGAAGAAGAAGCACAAAAAGGAAGGAUAACUGGGUCGAGCUCAUUUCAACUCGUUAGCUCACUCACUGAGUCAUCAUGGGCUGCUGUGAAUCGUCGUUCCUUACAGAGACACACCCAGAAAAAGAUGACCAGCAUCACCACAACAACAGCCACAAUACCCAGAACCCACCCUUCAGCCCUCCCUCCCCUGCCGGCGGUGCCGACGGGGCUGCCGCUGGGGGAGUCCCAUCCUUCUCCGAGUUCUCCUUCUCGGACCUUAAGGCAGCUACUAAUAACUUCAGCUCUGACUCCAUCGUCUCCGAGAGCGGCGAGAAGGCCCCCAAUAUCGUCUACAAGGGUCGCCUCCAGAACCGUCGGUGGAUCGCCGUGAAGAAAUUUACGAAGAUGGCGUGGCCGGACCCGAAGCAGUUCGCUGAGGAGGCUUGGGGUGUUGGGAGGUUGCGGCAUCAGAGACUUGCCAAUCUGAUUGGUUAUUGCUGUGAUGGUGAUGAGAGGUUGCUUGUUGCUGAGUACAUGCCAAAUGAUACUCUUGCUAAGCAUUUAUUCCACUGGGAAAAUCAAACCAUUGAAUGGGCCAUGCGUUUGAGAGUAGCCCUUUUCAUUGCUGAAGCCUUGGAUUUUUGUAGUACUGAAAGCCGUUCAUUGUACCACGAUCUGAAUGCAUAUAGGGUUCUCUUUGAUGAGGAUGGUGACCCACGGCUUUCAUGUUUUGGCUUGAUGAAAAAUAGUAGAGAUGGGAAAAGUUAUAGCACAAAUCUUGCCUACACACCGCCGGAAUAUCUAAGAAAUGGAAGGGUCACCCCUGAAAGUGUUAUUUACAGCUUUGGUACUGUCCUUUUGGAUCUGCUAAGUGGAAAGCAUAUCCCGCCAAGUCAUGCUCUUGAUUUGAUAAGGGACAAAAAUAUCAUCCUUCUGAUGGACUCACAUUUGGAGGGAAACUUCUCUACAGAAGAAGCAACAACUGUUGUUGGUCUUGCCUCUCAAUGUUUGCAAUAUGAACCUAGAGAGCGGCCUAAUACAAAGGACCUUGUUGCAACACUUGCCCCACUGAAAACCAAACCUGAUGUUCCAUCUUACGUCAUGCUUGGGAUUCCAAAGCAUGAGGAUGCUCCACCAACCCCACAGCACCCUCUAUCACCAAUGGGUGAGGCCUGUUCACGACUGGACCUCACAGCAAUCCAUCAGAUCUUGGUUAUGACACACUACAGAGAUGAUGAAGGAACCAAUGAGUUGUCCUUCCAAGAAUGGACCCAACAGAUGAGAGAUAUGCUGGAAGCAAGGAAGCGUGGGGACUUUGCAUUCCGUGACAAGGAUUUUAAAACAGCCAUUGAUUGUUAUUCUCAGUUUGUAGAUGUGGGAACCAUGGUGUCCCCAACUGUUUAUGCACGGCGCAGUCUAUGCUAUCUGCUGUGUGACCAACCAGAUGCUGCCCUUAGAGAUGCAAUGCAAGCCCAAUGCGUCUACCCAGACUGGCCUACGGCCUUCUACAUGCAAUCAGUGGCUCUUGCCAAAUUGGACAUGCACAAGGAUGCUGCUGACAUGCUAAAUGAAGCUGCUGGACUUGAAGAGAAGAGGCAAAAAGGUGGGAGAGGAUCAUGAAAAGAAACCCAAUAAUCAGAAUAAAUUGAUUAACCACCAUCAUGAUUCUUCAUGUCACAACAAGUUUGUGUACAAUCUGGGUUGGGAAUUGAACUUGCCCAUCAAUUGAAAAUGUAUUAUAGAGAAACCUUGUUCUCAUUGCAUUUAAUAUCUGUGUGUUUCACUGUUUUGAAUUAAAAAUCUCGGCCUCAACCUGUAAAAAAUACAUGUGAGUCAUUUGUCAUAAGUCAUCACAACUGUGUCUUCUACCUUCUUCUACGUGUAUAAUAUCAAGUUCAUCUA